UUUUUCAUAUCGCGUUUUCAGUCGUACUCGUUCGUUUUGGUGAAUUUUUCAGGCAAUUUUAGUAUAUUGACCUCUCCAUAAUUUGAUAUUCGGGUUUCCCAGUGUGUACGCUAUGACGACCAGCGAAUAUGAAACGGCUGGUGGCAUGCAUUUCUUGGAUUUACCGGAUUGUAUGAUAGAGCAAGUGUUCGAGUAUCUCAGCUAUGACGAAAUUGCAAAGAAGCGAAUUGUUUGUAAAAAGAUUGACCGCGUUAGUCAAUCGCUGCUUAACCGAGGUUUUAUGAAAAUGAUCAAGAGGCACAACGCCAAUCUGAAAGCUAUUAAGUCUCAACUUCCCAGGAGAGAAUCUGAGCGAAGGAAUCAUCCUUUGGCUAAGCAUUCGGAUAUAUUGACUUGUAUCGAGACUAGAAUCUCAAUGCUCUCGAUGACUUAUUCGAAAUACAUCGAUAAGGAUUUGUGCUGUUUCAUACCCGGAAAGGUGAUCGAUGAGGUGUUUAACAUUUUGAAGCUGAUUGAGGGUACAUCAAAACCUUUGAGAGCGCACGAAGUGUUGCAAGAAUUGAGAGAUAUCUCAUCAAUGGCAAUCGAACAUUUUGACGAAAAUAUUGCUCAUCGUUUAAAACGAAUUAUGGGAGUUCAUCAUCCAAGCGGAAGUCAUUUGCCAUUUCCGACUCCGGGAUUCAUUCAGAACGAAGUGGUUUUGCCGUGUGACGUCAAUGGAGAGAAACUCAUCUUACCAACGCUAACGCCUAUUUCACCACAUAAGGCCGGCCCAUCCCAGCAGCUUUAUUGCCACCAAAGUUCCUCGACGGCGUGCAACGCUAGUCGCAUUAACCAUGCAUCGAUUAAUCGUCUCAGUCAUAAGUCGCGCAAAAUGAGGCUCACUGUCAAUAAAAUUGUAUCGGCGAUGCAGAUCUACAAGAACCAGAUGAAGCAAAUGCGUUCGCAGAUCAUGCGCAACUGUGCCGAGAUCAAAGAUCUGCGACGGCGUCUCGAUGAGUCUGAAACGAAAAAUCGGGAAUUGAUUGCAAACAUAAAUCAACUUAGUUUCGGUGUCGCUCCGUCCACAACGGAACUGGCAUCCAGUUCCGUGGAAUCGACAAAAACAGCACGUUCCCUCCCAACUACUCGGAACAUCAAGCCACGCUCUGCCACCAUUAUACUGAAACGAGUGUUGGCCGAAACCGAAGCUUUGGGUGCGGCAAUCGGCCCCGCGUCCCCAUCCAUGUCAUCGAUUCUUUCUCCCGUAGAAGCUGAACCGUCGAGCAGCUCGAAGAAGGCUAAACUGAAUUGAAGUUAUACAAGAAUACUCUUUAUUAUUUUAACAUUUAUGGUCAGAAGAGCACCAUUCAGAAUCUAGAAAGAAGUUCAAUGACUUCUUGAUCAACUCUAUUUAAUGAUAGUAUCUUUUUCGAUUUUAAAUUUAUGUAAGAAACAAACGAAAUGUAUACUACGGUUGAAAGUCGUUUCCUUGCAGAUAGAUUAGGGAAACAAAAAGAUACCAAGCUAGAAUUUUGAGCUUUUUUUCAUUUGGAUUAGCGAUUACUAACAUUAUCCAAAAAAAAAAUCUAACAACCAAUUGUUUCGCGAAGCUUCGUGAUUCGCAGUAAAAUUGUUUGUUGGAUUAAGAUUGAUAGCAAACAAUACGAGCAAGAAUGAAAUAGUGUGAAAAGCAAAGUCCUGGCAUUACAUUCCUUUUGUGGAAUUUGGCCUUUCUUUUUUAACAGACUUCGCAGCCGAUUCUUAGUGUACAGAAUCAUUGCAUGGCUAGUACUAUGCAGUCACGUACCCAGAGGGGGGCCGAGGGGCUCGGGCACCUCCCGAAAUCAAAAACAGAUAUAUAAUUAUUUAGAAGGUCUAAGGCAUGUGUCGCAAAAAUAACAAGACAGCAAACGUAAAGAAAUGUAAUACAAUAACAGAUCCAGAGAAAAAGUUUAAAGUGUCUGUUAAAAACACCCGUGAGAGGCACACCGAGAAUUAGGUACAUAAGCAGUCUUCAGUAACAUUAUUAUUUUACCUUGGGCCUCUCCCGAAACGAAAUCCUGGGUAUGGGUCUGGUACUAUGGAUCCUACUGACACUAAAAAUCCUUCCAGGUCGGGGCUCGAACAUACGACAACUGACUUGUAAGACCAGCACCCUAUGCAUUGAACCGCCAACCCGGGACAAUGAAAUAGUAUGAGUGUUAUUCGAAUUACUAAUGUUAUACUAAUAGAACACAAAUUGUAAUGUUUUUUUUUGUUUUUUUUUAGCAGCGCUGAAAAGAGUUUCAAAAUAAUUAUUCGAAAUAUACAUUCAA
Malaya genurostris is the source of this 2297-nucleotide messenger RNA. RefSeq names its product F-box only protein 28 (gene pall). Bases 113 to 1294 code for a protein of 393 amino acids. Gene Ontology annotation, molecular function: protein binding. The transcript has 2 exons. The record is from RefSeq and is a predicted model, not a curated record. Lineage: Eukaryota; Metazoa; Arthropoda; Insecta; Diptera; Culicidae. Gene Ontology annotation, biological process: protein polyubiquitination.